CGGGGUCGCACCAGUUCAGUUCCCAUUUCGUUUCGAUCAUCUUGGAUAAAGAGUAAUCUAAGUUUAUGUAAGUUAUGCAGCUGCGCAACCGCAUCAACUUUGGCAACGAGCCCUUCGUUUUCGUAUUGAUGUUCCCAAUCUGCUCAUUGUUCAGUGAAAUUGGGAAUGAAUUCAUAAUUCACUUUAGAGAUUGUCAUUAUUAUGAAUUUGAGAACUUGAUCACAUCGUUGACAAAAUUGGGGAUUGCGGCUACGAAAUUUGCGGCAUUUUCAUGGUUUCUGGUGCGCCCCACGAGUUGUAAAUUGCAAUCAUCUUCUCUACCUCCCUCGUGCUGUGCUCAACACCAACGAGACAAGAAUGACGUCCAUCCCAUCGCCACUGUCUUAUCUCGUUUCCAUUUCGGUCCCUCCUAUCUUCUUCCCCGUCAGACCCACCCCCACGACCGCCUCCGGCCUCCGCCUAAUCCCACGGAAAGGCCACCGACAUUCCGUCUCUGCCGCCGCAGCCGCCCGGGACGAUGGAAUUCCCGCCAACGACGUCAAAACCCUUGCCCGGUUCAAGUCCCGCCACAACUACAUCCGCGUGCUAGAGGUCUCCAGGAGGUGCGACCACCCCUUCGCCGGCUCCCGCCUCCUCCUCCUCGACUCCCCAGGCAACAUCCACAGCAUCUCCUUCCUCCUCAAGCCCCUCACCUCCACCUACCUCGACGUCUUCGCCACCCUCCCCCCCAUCAUCCCCCCCGGCCCCAUCGGCGUCCUCGGGUUCGGCGCGGGCUCCGCCGCGAGGCUGCUCCUGGAGUUGUACCCGCGCGCGGUGGUGCAGGGGUGGGAACUCGACCUGGCCGUGAUCGACGUCGCGAGGGAGUACUUCGGCCUCUCGAGGCUCGAGAGCGAUCACCAAGGUCGGAUCUUUGUCCACAUCGGGGACGCGCUGAAGGCGAGUGCGAGAGAUGGUUUCGCGGGGGUUCUGGUGGACUUGUUCAGCAAAGGGCGUCUGGUGCCGGAGCUCCAGGAUCCGAGGACGUGGGAGAGGCUGAGGAAGGGGCUGAGGAGGGGAGGGAGGCUGAUGGUGAACGUAGGAGGGAGCUGCGUGGAGGCGGAGGAUAAGAACAGAGACGGGAGGGCGAUCAUGGAGGAGACCCUGGAGGCGAUGCGUGAGGUGUUCGGGGAGGAGCUUCAGGUGUUGAGGCUCGGGAAUAGGGAGGACGACAGCUCGCUCGCCCUCACGGGUCGAAUGCCGGAUCUUGACGCGUGGAAGGCGGGGCUCCCCAAGUCCCUGAGGUGUUAUGCGGAUAUGUGGAGGCCGAUCGGCGGUUAGUACUACUCUGUCAGAGUAGGAGAUGAGUAAAUAAGAAGGUAGAGCUGUCCAGGGAGGAGGAGCAUGCCAUGUGUUUGCGUUUAUUCCUGUGUGAAGAAGCUGGAGGGCGACUGAGCUG
Molecule: messenger RNA, 1435 nt
Organism: Rhodamnia argentea
Lineage: Eukaryota; Viridiplantae; Streptophyta; Magnoliopsida; Myrtales; Myrtaceae
Product: probable polyamine aminopropyl transferase
Exons: 1
Coding region: 358-1317 (319 amino acids)
Biological process (GO): polyamine biosynthetic process
Molecular function (GO): thermospermine synthase activity
Source: RefSeq, a predicted model, not a curated record